Messenger RNA from Epinephelus moara (kelp grouper), 1281 nucleotides. RefSeq names its product apolipoprotein O, b (gene apoob). Gene Ontology annotation, cellular component: MICOS complex. Gene Ontology annotation, biological process: cristae formation. Lineage: Eukaryota; Metazoa; Chordata; Actinopteri; Perciformes; Serranidae. The transcript is spliced from 9 exons. Bases 35 to 691 code for a protein of 218 amino acids. The record is from RefSeq and is a predicted model, not a curated record.
UUGCCGUAGAAAAGCGAAAGUCUCCUGGACAAGGAUGUCAUAUGUGAAACUGGUGUCGCUGUGUGUCGCAGCUCCGGGUCUUACGGGCCUGUUGAGCGGCUCGGUGCUGGCUGCCAGUGAGGGGAAGAAGAAGAGCUCUCAACCUGCUCUGAGCAUCGAUGAGCUGCCGUCGUUGUACACCAGCCCUGAGUCAGAGUCUUGGUAUGUGGAGCCAGAGGCCGGGCCGCUGGAGCAGAGCGUGUCAUCGUUGAGGAAAUUGGCAGAACCAUACACGAACCAAUGCCAGAAAACAGGCCAGGCUGCAAUGGAGAAAGUUGAGGAAGUAUACAAGACUGUGGAGCCCACAAUCAGCACCUCAAUAACAACAGUCACAGAUGUGUACCAGUUCCUCAGUGACCCUCCUCCUGACCUCUACCCCAGUGUAGCAGUGGUGGGCUUCUCUGGCUUCCUUGGACUUUAUUUGGCCAAAGGUUCCAGGGUGAGGCAGCUGGUAUUUCCACUUGGACUCAUGGCUCUGAGUGCCUCCAUGUUUUACCCUCAGCAGGCUGCGUCUUUACUUAAGGUGAGUCGUGAUUCAGCGUACACCUGGGCUCAGCAGGGCCGCACCACCCUGGAGACUCUUUGGAAAGAGCCUCCAUUUGGCAAAAAGAAGAAGAAAGAGCGAACAGAUAGUGAUGACACGACCAGCUGAGACAGCUGGAAGAAGACACACACUUGGGAGAGUUUAACCUUUCAGUAACACACACUCACACGUGUACGACUAGAUGCAUCAUUCACACACAACCCAACUCCCACAGCCACAAAUCAGGACUUAAUUAUUUAAGUUAUAUAUCCCAGGGGUGUAAGUGUGUUUCUGAAACCUUUUUGGCCUCCUCUAGAGCCAUUCUGAAACACACCAUCUCUUCCAGGAAGCAGGUCACAUCCGUCCAUAUUCUGGUUUUCCAGAUAACUCUGUGAAUUCUGCUUCUUGAAACAGUCCUCCUCUGCUCUAAUCAUUCCUAGUUCCUCCCACCAUGACAUCAGCUCCUCUAAUUUCUGCUUUGCUCAACAAAACACAUCACAGAACCUAGUUUCUGCAGUGUUUGCUCUCUCAUGGGAGGCACUAAAUGAUAUCUGCCACCAACACUUCCUCAUUCUUUUAUUUUUGAAAGCUGCACAACACAGCCUCACAGACUGGCACAGAGAAAUGGGAAAUUGUUACAACUCAGUGAUUAGUAGAAUCAUCAUUUAUUUGAUUGACAGAAAAUAUAUCUGCAACUAUGUUGAUGAUCAAUUAAUGAU